AUGCCUCCCUCUGAGGAGUCCAUCCUGAGCAAUUUCCUGCUCUCUCCAGCCCCGCUACCAACAGUCAUCUCGCUGCAAAAGUUCACAGAGCUCUUCCCAAAGCGCUUGAGAUCCCAUCCACACAUCAGGACUUUGUAUCGGGAGCUGCAACAGGUCCGAGAACAGGACAUGGAUCGAGUCAAUGAAAACAUCGACAACGAGAUCAAGCAAGGUGAAACGCAAAGAGCGGAGCUCCGAAAAGCCAUUCUAGCCACUGGAGUCGAAGCCUCAAGUUCCGAAGAGCGUGAAAUGGACAUGGAUGUUCAUCUGUUUGGCCAACCACCUACUGCUGUACCGGGAAAUUAUCACUCAGUAGCUAGUCUCCUGGCUGAAAUGGAGACGGCCAGCGCUAAUGUCGAGCGUGAAAUUGCUGGGAUCGAUCAAGAGGCUGCAAAGAUUUUAGCUCAGCUCAAUACGACUGUUGGUGAUAUGAGCGAUCUCCGUUACGGCAAAUUACAGGGUCCUAGGACUGCCGAAGAUAUAUCUGGGGAGGCUAUUAAGGGCCUGCAGAACCUUGAGGAUGUUUGCUAUAAGAAUAGCGCUUCUUGA
Messenger RNA from Penicillium roqueforti, 588 nucleotides. RefSeq names its product Cnl2/NKP2 family protein. Gene Ontology annotation, cellular component: Mis6-Sim4 complex; kinetochore. Gene Ontology annotation, biological process: chromosome segregation. Bases 1 to 588 code for a protein of 195 amino acids. The transcript has a single exon. Lineage: Eukaryota; Fungi; Ascomycota; Eurotiomycetes; Eurotiales; Aspergillaceae. The record is from RefSeq and is a predicted model, not a curated record.